Messenger RNA from Patiria miniata (bat star), 1432 nucleotides. RefSeq lists its product as uncharacterized. The record is from RefSeq and is a predicted model, not a curated record. The coding region runs from base 39 to 353 and encodes 104 amino acids. Lineage: Eukaryota; Metazoa; Echinodermata; Asteroidea; Valvatida; Asterinidae. The transcript has 2 exons.
AGGAACCUCGGUACGAUUCUCCCUUGGUCAUAGAGGACAUGCCGCACAUGGCACAGUUUGUUUACGACUUCUACCAGGACAAGAUACAGAGGCCGCAGGCAUCGCGAGGGCACCAAAGACAGAUGCAAGCGGAGCUGGCUAAACCCCCCGUUUCUCGAGAGCCACGCCCAGCCAAGCCAGCGGACUGCGAGCAACCAAAGCCUCCUGGAAUGCCUGCUGAUGUCCAGGCGGUUGGAGAGGCAUCUAAGCCCAAAGAAGAGGAGACUAUGGAGGAGGGGAAGAGCGACGAAGCAACCAAAGAGAAAACCGAGGAGAGGCCGGGGGAGGGAAGGAUCAGAAGAUGGAAGAUAUAAAGACGCAGGAAUAGAAUAUCUAGUGUAUUGGGGGAGAGAACUGAAUUGGAUACGUACUUUUCCUGCAUUGAAAAGGGAGCUUUGAAAUGUUUCAGAGUCCUGUUGAUUUAAUAGAGUCCUGCUGAUUUAAUAGUCUGGCCAGUUCACAUUCACAUUUCUAUGCGUUUAUCUUGUUACCAAACACUAAAUUGUCUAGUCAUACAGACUCCCAGGUUUGCAUACAGACUCCCAGGUUUGCAUUUACCCAGUUAUGCGAAUGGUCGAUUUAACGUUAGUCCAGGCCAUAAUGUUAUACUUUAUUUUAGUCUUCAAUUGGCACAAAAAACUCCUUCACAGAACUCAGUUAAUGCCCUUAAAUGGAUAAGUCUAGUCGACAUCAAAUAUAUUUGCAAAAAUAUAUAGGAUGUUACUCACACCGUAGCUCCAAUACGAUGUACCAUAUUCCCGUAAAAUCUUGCAGGUUCUUGAUGUCAACGUGCUGGCUCUAUUGCACGUAAUGUUGUAGCCACCACCUUUGGCCCAUACGGUAAGCAAUGGAUAGUCACGAUGUGAGCUCUGCAUUUACAGGAUUUCCGUUAAUUUUCUAACAUUGUUGUGCCAUACAUGUAUCACUGCUUUUAAUGUGGACCUCCAGUUAUUUCAUUCUUAUUUUAACUGGGUAGCCCAUUCAGUGGAAUCCACUGGUCUCCAGGGCCCACAGGGCCCAGUGAUUUGAUUAAGAGAAGACAGUGUGAAGAAAUUACAGUAUUAGACGUGGGAGGAAAAACCCAGUAGAAUAUUAUGACAAAAAAAAAAACACGGAAUCAGGCAGGGACUGAAAACCCUCAGUUUUGUUAUAUACCUCAGUUCUGUCUGUCAAAACUUUUUUCUUCUUCAAAUGUUGCAGUCUUUUUUGCUGAGUUGUGUUUAUAUCCAGUGAAGACACUGGUAGUAGAGGAUACACACUUAAAAUGUACAGUGUAACAUUUCACCUGCGUAGAAUUAAAGUAGUAGUCAUACAGUGUUGGAGAAAGGGUUAAAAAUUGUCCAUCGGCGUUAUGUGACCAUUAAACGCUCUUUUGUUUUUAUACAAGAUUGGA